AUGUUCGGCGCCGAGGAUGAGAACCGGCCGAAUUCUCGAAUAUGCUGCUUCUGGUAUCCAAGGGACCUGGAUGCCGCUCAAGUUCACCCCCCUACGAUGAAGAGAGCGGAAGGGGAGGCACUCGGACACAAUGCCUCCCAGCGCUGUGCGACGUCGUUGAAGUUUGGCGCCUUUUCCAUGCGUAUUCAGCACUCAGGGGGGGCAUCAUUUGGCAUCGCCACCGCCCAAGCGCUCGGAUUGGAGCCAAGCAAGAAACGGCAUUCAUGCCGUUGGCUGCGCCGACGUGACUGUGCGCAACCGUGCAACGAAAACUUGUCGCACGGAGGAAUCUCCAGCGAGGGGGUGUGCAGUGCAGGGAACAUCGGUUCCAAUUACAAGGAUCUUCAACAUUCCUUGUCAGACCCCCUUCCCUUCACUACGGCUCCUCAGGUCCAUUGGAACGCGCCCCCCACCUCUUUGCGUGUGCUGGUCUACGGACGUAUGAUUCUCCCUCGCGACCUCUUCAUACCAUCGUGCCAUUCUCUUGGGGGCUCCCAGGCGCCCUAUAUCGCCCAAAAGCAGACCGAGAUAAGGCAGACAAAGCAAGUACGUUGUAUGCAGGUCGGCAUGCUGGCUGUUCUACUGUUGGUGUUUUAUGGGCGCUUCGCCCGGCAGGGCGUUGACAGCGCUUAUGGCCUCCUGACGACGCGCCUAAGGGCAAUGCCUCAGGGCUCAGGCCGCAGAUAUACUGGCCGCAUUUCGUCCUCUCUCGCGACACCUGGCCUUACCGCCGGCGUCUCGGAGUCUCAGUCUCUCAGAUGGUUCGUCCUCGCAACCCCAACGAUAACAACAGCCUGGAGCUCUAAGAGGGACUCUGGGGACCCCAAUGGCGAUACCAUCAACAACAGAGUUGCGCGUGCCUCGGACGCGUGGCCCUUGUACGGAGUACCGAGUACGCCGAGUUAUCCACGUGGGUCCAAGCGAAUGCCCUUGCUCUCCGAGGUGUUGGCCCAGCACUUGGCGAUAUACCUGUCGACUAGGAACUGGUUCCGCGCUCUCCUUGGAUAUCUCGAGGCACCGCACCCAAAGCCACGGUACCGUUAUACAUCCUCUGAGAUGGACUUCCUCUGGUCGCAUGAGAAGGCGAUUCAGCCUCCACGGGGCGCUUGCUGGGCGGUACGGAGAAAAAACGAAUCGCUGGAACUGGCCACCGGCAACCUGGCCGAGGUCUCAAUGCAGAUGGGGGAGCAACAACAACAACAACAACAGCAACAACAACAACAACAACAACAACAACCACGAUAUCUACUCCGUAGCCAUGUCGGGCCAUGCACUGUCACCACGGGCCCCAACGCUCUGGAGAUCCCCGGUCCAAGUUUGUCGUGA
Molecule: messenger RNA, 1365 nt
Organism: Sodiomyces alkalinus F11
Lineage: Eukaryota; Fungi; Ascomycota; Sordariomycetes; Glomerellales; Plectosphaerellaceae
Exons: 12
Coding region: 1-1365 (454 amino acids)
Source: RefSeq, a predicted model, not a curated record